UUUGUAAGCAGCUCUGUGAGGGUAAGGUAUCGCUCCCCUCCCCAAAUAAAAAAAAAUUAACCACCCCUAACGAAGCCAGCACAAAUUUAUUGCAAAAUAAGUCUAUUCUAAUUGCCAUCACACCUCAAAAAGCCAAAAAAAAAAGAAAACAAAGAAAUGAGGAGAAGCGUUGCUGUUUCUGCAAUUGAUGUGAUUCGUGGAAGAGUAUUUUUUGCAGCUCCAUUUUCGCAUAAAUUUGGUAUUCUCUCUCCUCCAUUGUCUUUCUUUUCUUUCAAUUUUUAUAGCAAUCGACCUUUUUCUCGUAAGGUGCCCAGAAUAGAUUUCAGUUGUGUUAAAGAAUUAGAUGAUGCUAUUCGCUUGUUUCAAGAAAUGAAGAUAAUGCGGCCGCAGCCUUCUGUUCCCACGUACAACAAUCUUUUGAGUAUUACUGUAAAGAUGAAGCAGUAUUCUUUUGCACUCCAUAUGUUCGACGAAAUGCGUCGAAUGGGUACCCCCGUUAAUCAUUUCACUUUCGCUAUCUCUAUCAAUUGCUAUUGCCUUCUCAAACGUGUAGACUUUGGAUUUGCUGUAAUGGGCAUCUGCUUCAAGAGCGGUUACGAACCUAAUGUUGCCACAUUCACCACUCUCAUUAAAGGUCUUUUCUUUGAUGAUAAGGUCACCGACGCAGUGAAAUUGUUCCUAACGAUUUUGGAUUUUAGAAUAUGCAAGCCUAAUGAUGUCAUGGUUCUUACUGUCAUAGAUGGGCUUUGCAAAUGUAGACAAAUUCUUGUUGCUCGGGAUUUGGUUCGUAGAUUAGAAAGAGCUAGGUGGAGACCUGAUGUUAAGUCUUAUAACGCAUUGAUUAACCGGUUAUGCAAAUGUGGAAUGGUGGAUGAUGCUUUCCAACUUCUAUCUAAGAUGGUUGGCAAGGGUAUUACACCUGAUGUUGUCUCAUAUAAUUCGAUGAUUCAGGGGUUGUGUGACGUUGGUAGAGUGGAAGAUGUUGAACACUUGCUAAAUGAAAUGGUGAAUUCUAAUAUAUCUUUUAGCGUCAUUACUUUCACCAUAGUGAUUGAUGCAUUCUGCAAGGAAGGAAUGCUGACAGAGGCUGAAGAUGUGUUGAAAAUUAUGAAGCAACGAAAUGUUAGUCCUAAUAUUGUCACUUAUAAUGCGUUAAUGGAUGGGUAUUGUUUGCGAGGGGAAAUCUAUAAAGCACGGAAAGUACUCGAUUCCAUGGUAGAUAGGGGACUUAUGCCUGACAUCUUUAGCUAUAACAGGUUAAUGAAUGGAUAUUGCAAGAAUGGAAGAGUGGGCGAUGCUUGGCGUCUUUUUCUCGAACUUCCUUGUAAAGGUUUGGAGCAUGACUCGUGCACUUAUAAUAUCAUGAUACAUGGAUUGUUUAGUAAAGGCAGAUUUUCUGACGGCUGGCAGCUUUUCAAGGAUAUGCAAGUUCGACGAUUAAGUCCAGACUUGCACACUUAUACUAUAUUGUUGGAUGGGUUGUGUAGGAAUGGGGACAUUGAUGAAGCUCUUUCAUUACUACACAGUAUUGAAGUGAAAGGAGUUAAUCCCAAUAUAUUCAUAUACGGUGCUGUCAUUAACGGAUUAUGCAAAAAUGGAAAACUUGAUGUUGCAAGAGAUCUUUUUAACCAACUUCCUUCUAGAGAUGUGUUACCUAAUGCUCGAACAUAUAAUAUGAUCAUUGGUGCACUUUGUCAAGAAGAUUCUUUGGAGGAGGCAAAAUGUUUGCUUAUGGAGAUGCAAAACCGCGGUUGUGCACCAAACGACCUAACAUACAACAUCAUGGCUCGAUGUUUGCUAAAGAAGAAUGAUUUUCAGCAGGCAAUACCGUUUUUGGAAGAAAUGCGCCAAAAGGGAUUUUCAGCGGAUGCUUCUACUUUUUCCAUGCUAAUUGAUCAAAUGCAAGGACGAUGUGAAGAUGAUUUUCUUUUCAAAUUGAUGAAGGAUGUUUUGCCCAAGGAAAUUGUGUCAGUCCAUUAAUUCGUCUAAAAUACAGCCAACAUCAUGGGGAUUGAUACUUGUCUAUUUCUUCUUCUUCUUCUAUUAGUAAUUUUUUUUCUCCUUUUUCUUUUCAUCCGAAGAUUUUUCUCGUGAUGUUUGGAUGGGCAUGAUUGAGGUUAUUUUACUCAUGUUGGUUUUAAGUUAGCUUCGUAGGAUCAUAUUGUUGCUUUUAUUUUGAUACUGGGAGGUGUUUUAAGUAGCAACUUUUAUGGUUACUAUCUUAAAAGGCCAUUUUAUUACUUGAUAUUAUUAGUUCA
This is a messenger RNA of Salvia miltiorrhiza (redroot sage), 2258 nucleotides long. Its product is annotated as putative pentatricopeptide repeat-containing protein At1g12700, mitochondrial. Gene Ontology annotation, molecular function: protein binding. The record is from RefSeq and is a predicted model, not a curated record. NCBI's taxonomy places the organism in Eukaryota, Viridiplantae, Streptophyta, Magnoliopsida, Lamiales, Lamiaceae. The transcript has a single exon. Bases 157 to 1980 code for a protein of 607 amino acids.